Molecule: messenger RNA, 1095 nt
Organism: Ochotona princeps (American pika)
Lineage: Eukaryota; Metazoa; Chordata; Mammalia; Lagomorpha; Ochotonidae
Product: very-long-chain 3-oxoacyl-CoA reductase-B-like
Exons: 11
Coding region: 18-965 (315 amino acids)
Cellular component (GO): endoplasmic reticulum
Molecular function (GO): oxidoreductase activity
Source: RefSeq, a predicted model, not a curated record
GUCUGGUGCUGGCCGCCAUGGAGUCCAGGUGGGAUGUGCUGAGCGCGCUGGGGGCCGUCACCUGCGUGUGGCUGCUGCUGCAAGCCAUGUGGGCGGUGGCCCGUGGAGUGUACGUCUACCUGCUGCCCCAGGUUCGCCGUGGUGCCCCGUGGCUUCGGGCACAGGGAGCCUGGGCAGUGGUAACUGGCGCCACUGGGGGCAUUGGCAGGGCCUACGCGCAUGAGCUGGCCAGGAGAGGUCUCAACGUGGUGCUCAUCAGUCGGAGCCUGAGCAAGUUGGAGCAGGAGGCCAAGGACAUCGAGCGGCUGCAUGGCCGGCAGACUCGAGUCAUCCAGGCUGACUUCACCCGGGGCCCAGAGAUCUACACGGACAUCGCGGCGGGACUGCAGGACCUGGACAUAGGAGUCCUGGUAAACAACGUGGGCAUGGUUUACGGGGAAAGCAAGUUGAAGAGGACCCUGGAGUGCGAGAACCCUGGACAAAGCAUGACGGACCUGGUGAACUGCAACAUCAUGUCAGUGGUCCAGAUGACCCGCGUCGUCCUGCCCAGCAUGGUCACCAGGCGCAGAGGCGUCAUCAUCAACAUCUCCUCGGUGGCCAGCUUACGGAGUGUCCCAUUUUUUAACAUGUAUGCUGCGUCCAAGGCCUUCGUGCGAAGCUUCUCCAACGCCUUGGCCACAGAGUACCGCCCCUAUGGCAUCACCGUGCAGACCGUGAGUCCCGCUAUUGUCGCCACAAACAUGGCCAAUGGCUUCAAACCCGGGCUCCUGGUCAUGCGGUCUGAAGACUUUGCCCGGGAGGCGCUGGACACCCUGGGCCUGUCGUCUGACGUCUCUGGCUGCCUGAGCCAUGCCUUGCAGGUUUGCCUGAUGCCUUUCCUCAUGCCCCAGUGGCUUCUACACACUCAGUGGGGAUACCGGCUUGUCAAGCAGAACUUAAACAAAUUAAAGGAAGAUAACAAGUGAGCAGGUGCCAUGAGACAUUGCCGCUCUGGAAAGCUGGGCUGGUGUGGGCUGUGCUCCCAGAGGCCUCUCCCGCAUGGACACAGACGAGGAAGCCCACGGCACUCAGCCUUCUAACACCAAGGUGUGUACU